AUGCCUUUGGAAGAGAAGUUAACCCGUGAGCGCGUGAUAAAAAUAAUUACCACGCCGCUGCCAGAGGUCACCGACAUGGUGCCCCUGAUAGGCUGCGAUCCCGGGUGGGGUGUGUGGACCGAAGGGAGCCGGCCAGAAGGUUACAACAGGUCAGGAAUAAAUAACCGCCAGGCGGAGGAUCCCAGAUUCCGUCCUUCCUUUUGUUGGGUGAGCGGCGAGCGCCAGGCGAUCGCGUCCACAAAGGCGAAAGAAGCGGUCCCACCGGCGCCGCUCGGCUCCAGCCCCGGGUAA
Rangifer tarandus platyrhynchus (Svalbard reindeer) is the source of this 291-nucleotide messenger RNA. The record is from the annotation of a GenBank genome assembly. Lineage: Eukaryota; Metazoa; Chordata; Mammalia; Artiodactyla; Cervidae.